UCAACGGCCGUCACUUGUACAAUACUCGCGUGCUUGUUAUGAAAUAGUUCUAUCACUCAAAUUGACACACUGUUGAUAGGAUUACCGAAAGGACACAAAUAAUUAGCCCGCCAAGAGAACAUUUGAUCGCGCAGCAUUUGGGCUUUGUUAUUCGAUCGAACGUCUGGGGACGUCAGUGGUUGAUUUGGCCGGGAUGUUUUCAGUUUCGUGUUAUUAUCCUUGGAUCAUGUGCGAUUACGGGGUGGUCCCAACACAGCUCAAGUUGUUGAGGUGUUUCUAUUGGGUGACUAUGAUGACUGACUUGAAGUAAUUCAUUGCGAUUUUGCGAUAACAAUGCAAGCGAUACCUGUGUAAACAUUGUAAGCAUACGCAGUUUCCCUUCGCUAUGCCGUGAAAUAGCUGCAGUUGUAUACAGCGAAACAAGCACUGGGAGAUUUGUUUAUAAUUGCAUUCUCUCGAAUAUUUGCAUUUUACAUCCAUGGACGAGUCAAGAACAAUCUUAUUUUUGCUAAAAACACUACUAGCUCUACAAAUCUGGAGUGGAAAAUAUCGCCUCACUUUUGACGAGUGCGUAGUGGCCAAAGUAGCAUAGGAGCUUCCGAGUUUGCCAAAACCCCAGGUAAGAAGUGUAAAUACAAAUACAACAAAAAUUUAACCCGCCCGAAAGAAAGGAGAAAAAGUUGAAUCGCAUUUUGUGUAAGAUUUUGUUUCAUAGUUACUAAAUAUGCAAACUGAAAAUCGAACAACUGAAAAUUAGAUUGAAAACAGAAAAAAAGAAGGCAAAUUUAAUUAGCAAAGCAAAUUUAUAUUGACAAAACCUUCAGAAAAACAGCACCUAGUUGCUAUAUAAACUUGCAGGGGCACCACGAGGGGAAAUCAUAGUGCAAAUUGCGAACCCUGUGCUCUCAUGAACAACGGAAAACAAAUCAAUUAAUCGAGGAAUACACGUACACUGUUUGCGAGUGACAUUCGCAAAAAAACAUCGGAACUAUGAACUAAUUGAACUGGUCUGAUGUCACAAAAGGAACGCGUCGGGUAGCUUUUUUUAGAAAACAAACACAACGGUAGAUUAUUUGUGUUUUCUAAUAAAUAAGAACAUUUAGUAAAUUACUAGAAUGGAAAAGAUGUUUCAAGUGUAUGGAAUGAUUUGGCCACCCUCUUUUCGUACUACUGAUCUCAAAAAGGGCACUUGGACAGUUGGAUGAGACGUGAGCUAGCAGUGAGAACUCAAAAGAAAAAAUGUUAAAAAAAUUCAUGCUCUCUUCAAACCUUUUUCAGAUUUCAGAUUUCAGAUUUUUAAUUAGCUGUUUGUCAGAGGAACGUACACUUAUUAAGCGGGUACAGUUCCAACCAUUCAUGUAAACGGCGUCUUACAACGAUUACAUUUACCAUACCCUACGGGCAGCCUCAACCUAAAUAGUCGUCACUUGGUUAGCAUUCUAAUUUCUUUAGAAAAAAAAUACAUAUUAUGCAGACCCAAUAAGUCUUCAACAGAUACAAUAAGUCUUCAAAGGUCUUCAACCGUCGCGUAGUUCUUAUCCGGGAGAUUUGGAAUAAAAAGAAAAUGUAACGGACUAGUAACGCGAAGACAAAACCAAAACGUGCACAGAAACAAAGGCUCAGGGUCAUUGGCGAGCCACGAGGACAAGAGGGUUUACUGAAGCAGAAUGCCGUAUCUAAAGGUCCACGUGCAAGGUCAGCGGUAUGCCAUCUCAGGACUAAACGAUCGGACCACCAGCAAGCACAUCCUGUGUUCACUCGCGCGCAUGCACUCAAUGCUAAGCCUUGUGGGUACAGACUCGGAAAUACAGGAAUCUGGAGCAGGACACGGGACUCGCAAGGGGGUAGAUUACGACGAUGAGACCACUAAAAGACUAGAAAAGACAGGCUCGCUACCAGCUGGCCUAUCAAAGCACAAAGGUUUGAGGAAGGAUGAAGUGAGUUCACGGGAGAGAGUGCAUCGAACGCAGAGUUUGUCUCCGCGAGAUCGUCGGUCGUGGCCAUUAGCUUUCAAUGAACCAAUGGGGAGUAAAAAGGACUGCGGACUGGGCGGAUCAUCGAGGGCACAAUCUGGAGCAAGGAGCUCGGAUUCAUCGGAAGAAGUUGCAAAAUGGAAAACAAAGUUACGGAGAUCGUUAUCCAAAACGGACGCUUUGGACGGAAAGUACUCGAGCAGCCAAAUAGACAAAUUGGAAACAAAGCAAGCGAUAAAAAGUAAGAAAAAAAAGCGCAGGAAAUCUGAGGAAAAGGAAUUGCUCGGUGAGAAAGUAGAUCAAUUUAAUUCAAAAAAGAAUUUGGACAGGACUAAAGAACGCCAUUCUAAAAAAGUGGAAAAGAAUAGACAAGACAACUCGAAAACACGAUCACAACAAAAAUGUAAAAGUUAUGAUUUUUCGCCCUCCACAAAGCCAGACUCGACAAUUAUAAGAAAGGACUCGAAAUACCCGCGAACAAAAAAGCGAUCUAAAUCACACAACGGUGGAUUACUAUAUAGGGACAUUCGUGGAUUGCCAUACAAGGACUUAGAGUACGUUCGAAAUGUAUACUGUGACGUCACUGAGACGAGCGAAUCGGAAUACAGCAGGAAACGGAUUUUCGUCACGGACAAAGCGGGACUUAGGCAGGGAGGGGUGGGGGCGCUGCAAAAGCGCACCAUAGAAAGACUUGUCACUAAGGCGGUGGAAAGGCGACUUCCGAACCUGGGUAAAGAGUGGUCUGGGUUUGAAGAUAUUGCCUUCCAGCAAAGAGCCGCAGGCGAGGAAGAAAUGAAGCGUAGCCUGUUACGACUGAUUAUGAGUCAAGGCAAGUGCCUGCACGCGUUGAACACGUGCAUCAAGACUAAGGACACGUCAAUCACGCGCUACUCAAAAUGGUAUAAAGACGUUGGAAGCACGCUAAGGGUGGAUGUUGGAGGAGCCAUAAUCACCCCGGGAUCUGGAAGUAAAGUGCAACCGGAAAACAAAGAAUUAGCGAAUAUUUGUGAGAUAAAAGACUCAAGCGAUAAAGCAAAUGAGACCGAUCAGGACACAGGGAUUAGCGAGUUGCAUUCGGACAGUUCAGUAGAUACUACUCGGAUGACUUCCGGUUGUGGCGUGAACGUAAGUUUCACCACUUUUCCCACUCAUUCUGUGUCCCACAUGACUAAGAGUGUAUAUGAAGAUCUAGGUGGAUCUUCAGAAGACAUAGGCAAUUGUAUAGUUGCAAAUGAGAUACCAGAUGACGCCACAGAGCUGUGCUCUGAAUCUAACCACGAGCUCAGCGACAGAACCGAUGCCACGUGUUCCAAGGGUUCAGUAGGGUCAGCGGAAACUGUAACUGUGGGCAUGCUCAGUGACAUUUCAGACACAACCACGUGUUCCACUUUCGAAGUGUCUGAUCACGUGACACCUGAUGAGAAAUAUCAACACGAGCUGAACAAAAACCGCGCGCUGAGGGAUAGAAUCGAUUCGCUUACCCGCGAUAUAGAGUUAACCGAAUCAAGAAUAAAAGAGCAACAUACUUUGAUAUCAACUCUUACCACACUUAAAGAACUCAAUCAAGAGCUCAUAGCAUCGCAGGAGAACCCUAGCGAAGGCAACGCGAACGACGAACGAAAACUCCAGAAGUCGAUUGAUAUGAGCACUAAGCUGUACGAGUAUCAGAAAAAAGAGAUUCGCGCCAAUACUGAACAGAUACUGCGACUGGAAUCUCGAAUACGCCGGAAGCGAUGGCAUGUGAAAUCAGCCGUGAGAGAACUGGAACGAUUUAUUACCAGGCCUUUUCAGGCAAAGCCUAUGGGUAGCCCUGGGCUAUACCCAGGCUUCCAUGCGGGGAAUAAUCUUCUUGUUUCAGGAACAUUUGUGUAAUGUUGUAACCCCGAAAGUUGUUUCAUUAAAAGGACCCGAGGAUUUUUA
Molecule: messenger RNA, 3893 nt
Organism: Nematostella vectensis (starlet sea anemone)
Lineage: Eukaryota; Metazoa; Cnidaria; Anthozoa; Actiniaria; Edwardsiidae
Exons: 5
Coding region: 1668-3845 (725 amino acids)
Source: RefSeq, a predicted model, not a curated record